UCUAUCGGACAAGAUGGAUGCCAAAUGUGUAGCCAAGCGUAAGUUUCUUUUAAAAUGUGAGCAAGUUUAGUAUAAUUUAUCGUGUAAUUAAAUAAAAUUCUGGUCAAUCGUAUGUAAAAUGUUUCAUACAUGAACAACUAUGAACAAAAAGGAGGGCAAAUGAAGUGGUUUUAAAAUCAUUAUAGCAUAAAUUUAAACUUAAGCUCUGGUAAUAUAAUAUUACACAUUCCAAAGAAGUGAAGUCAGAAUGUCUUCAUGUGAUGGACAAACCAAAACCUCAGCUGCCAGAGUUUUAACCCAGGAGGAGCUGGACAGACUCGGUGGUGAGCGGACUCUGGUGUCCGACUUCAAACAGAUGAAGUUGGAGAACGAAGCUCAGAAAAACUGGGACUUGUUUUACAAAAGAAACACGACGAAUUUCUUCAAGGACAGACACUGGACCACCAGAGAAUUUGAAGAGCUCAAAGCUUGUCGAGAGUUUGAGUCCCAGAAAUUGGUGAUACUGGAGGCUGGCUGCGGUGUAGGAAACUGCAUCUUCCCUCUGCUGGAGGAGGACCUCAACAUCUUCGUUUAUGCGUGCGACUUCUCACCACGAGCUGUUGAAUUUGUCAAACAAAACCCUCUAUACUGUCCUGAGCGCUGCUGUGCCUUCCAGUGUGAUUUAACUAAAGAUGAUUUGAUGGAAAAUGUGCCAGAGGGAAGCGUGGAUGUCGUCACUCUCAUCUUUGUCCUGUCAGCUGUCCAUCCUGACAAGAUGAAGCUGGUUUUGGAGAACAUCAACAAGGUGCUGAAGCCUGGGGGUAUCAUCCUGUUCAGGGACUACGGCUUGUACGACCACGCCAUGCUCCGAUUUAAAUCUGGCAGCAAGUUGGGGGAAAAUUUCUAUGUUCGCCAAGAUGGAACCAGGUCCUACUUCUUUUCUAGAGAGUUCCUGGCCGAGCUGUUUGAGGAGACGGGCUUCCAAUCCAUUGCUAACGACUAUGUUCUGAGAGAGACGGUCAACAAGAAGGAAGGGCUUUGUGUUCCCAGGGUUUUCCUGCAGAGCAAAUUCACUAAGCCUGGCCAGCCACAGAGCUCUUGAUGUCACUAAGCCUUAGUUGGUUAUCUCACAAAUCUCCAAAGACAUGGUGAAACAUAAGACUGAAGUGUCUAGUUGAAACCGGAUAGCCAAAAAAUGAUUCUAUAAUUUAAGGGAACAUUCCCAGGAGAGGACACUCCAGGUUCUGAAUCUUUCAAUCCAGGAGAGAGAUACAAGUGGGUUAGUUAAUGAUACCUGCUCCCACUCAUUACCCAAUGGAUUUUUGCCUUGAAAUGAGGUUCAGACACAUUGAAGCUGCUGCUCUGCCUGAAAUUAAAGCGGUGGGCUUGCCACUGGAGUCUUACAGGUGUAAAUAUGAAGAGCCUUACGAACUGGAAGAAUAAAAAGUUCAAAAGGUGAACAACUGUUCAGCAAAUCUUGAGCUAACUAAAUAAUGAGCAGCUUGAAUUCACGUUUGUCAAAGUUUAGUCAGCUGCUUAGGAACUUUAUGCCUUCUCUUUAAGCCUUUGAAUUUUAUUUCUUCUGUAAACAAACAGGUAUUUUAUUAUUAAUAAGACUAUAAACCUUUUCUUGAUAUUGAGCUUGUGUGACAAUUUUAGGAUUUCACUUUUUUGUACAUUUAUCUUAAUGUUUUUCAUCAUGUUAAUCUGUCUGUAUUGAAUACCAACAGAAGUGCAUUGUGUCAUUUCACACAAUUGUUCAGAAAAAAAUUCUCACAGUGUCACAUCCUGCUUAUGAUUCAGUGUUUUUGUGCUGUAAACCACAGAAGCUGGAGAUAAUCAGUAAACAUCCUGACUGUUUAAUAAACUUAUUAACCCUUUAGCUGGCAUACAAUUGUCUUAACAUCAUCAGUGCAUUAACAUUUCUUUAAAAUAGGAAUGACUGAUGUCAUUAAAUGUUUAUUGUAUGGAGACAGAAAGAAGUAAUGAGGAGACAGAGAGCUAUAAUAUGCGACAAAUUAACUGGCUGGAGUCAAACCAGUGACGUUGUGGUUAAUGGCCAGUACCAGGAAGCACCCGCAUUGUGUUCUUUUCUUGAAUAUCUAAAUACCAGAUAUCUAUGGUCCAAAACAACACAAUAAGACAGUAAUAUUAGGCCAUAUUUCUAUUGCUCUUACAUGCUAAUUGAUUAUUAGACUAAAGCAGUGUUUCUCAAAUAGUGCCCCCCCUUACAAAGGAUAAAAAUUACGGCAUUAAUUGUAAAUUUGUGAAACUGUGAAUUUAAAAUAAUUUCUAGACCUUGACAAGUUGUUUUGAUCAUGAAGUAAAAUACUAGAUUGUUCAGUUCCAGAUACCUGUGACUGAAUGUUUUGCGUUUUUGUAGAUAAACUGUGAUCUGGCAAUUGAGGCAUAAUACUGGAUUUCAGCUGAAGACUGCUGUUCUGUCCAAACUGUCAUGAGACACUGACAUUUUUAUUGUGAUAUACCCUCCACUGUUGUUAGCUUUUGUUUCAAUAAAUUGAGAUGAGGAAAUCACUA
Molecule: messenger RNA, 2517 nt
Organism: Amphiprion ocellaris (clown anemonefish)
Lineage: Eukaryota; Metazoa; Chordata; Actinopteri; Pomacentridae
Gene: mettl6
Product: methyltransferase 6, methylcytidine
Exons: 5
Coding region: 248-1081 (277 amino acids)
Source: RefSeq, a predicted model, not a curated record